Molecule: messenger RNA, 1143 nt
Organism: Rhizophagus irregularis DAOM 181602=DAOM 197198
Lineage: Eukaryota; Fungi; Glomeromycota; Glomeromycetes; Glomerales; Glomeraceae
Molecular function (GO): protein binding
Source: RefSeq, a predicted model, not a curated record
AAAAAAUACGAAAAAAAAUACGAAAUUUUUAUCAUAAUUCAAAUAUCAUUUAUUAUAUUUUUAACAAAAAAAUAAAAAAUAAAAUAUGGCACCAAAAACUUCUGCUACACCUUUUGAAGAAUUUAUUCCUUGGGCUAUUAGACCUUUGGCAAAAAGAAUAUUUCGUCCUAAUAGUCCCAAUAAUAAAAAUAAUAAAUCUCAUGUAACAAGAGAAGCUUUCUUAGCAAGUAAUCCAUUCAUAAAAUUCUUUUCACCGAAAAAAGAAUCAUCAUUUAAUUUUAAUAAUAAUAAUUUUAAUGAUGAAGAAGAUGUUACAAAAAAAGAAUUUUAUAAAUUUUCAAAACUUGAAGAUAUUUCAAUUGAAUAUCUUUUAUUAAUUUGUAAAGAUUUUACACCUUAUGAACUUUUCGCUCUCGCUGGAACUUGUAAACGGUUACGAGAAUUACUUAUGUCCGACGAUCCUUCGGUUCAAUCCAUAUGGCGUAAUUCAAGACAUCAACAUAUGCGUUAUCUUCAAUUACCUCCUCCUUAUCUUUUAACUGAACAAGAAUAUAUUGGUUUAACAAUGAUGGAAAGAGGUUGUCAAUUUUGCGGUGAAAGAAAAAAUUGGGUACGCGUAUAUUGGAAAUUUCAAGUUCGUUCUUGUUAUGAAUGUUAUAAACCAAGAUUCUUAAGAAAUACUAGAAACGCCAAACAAAAUAAGAAUAAUACCCCUGAAACUGAAGUCUAUUUAACCGACAUAAAAAAUCGGGAAGCUGAUGACCGUAAACAAUUACGAGAAACGAUCGCUCAUAGGAAACAAAAAUUAUUUGAAAUUUUACAAGAUUUAGAAUCUGAAACUGUUGAAGAAGAUGGUUGCGAGAAUAUUCGUUUAUUAUUCAAAUAUGAUUCAAAAUUAUUAAAACAGUGUCCCUCGUACAACGCAGAGUGGCGUUUAUAUGAUCAACCAUUCACAAGAAAGGACGAAUCAAAUUUAAGAAAAUUAAUGGAAAAUGAAUAUAGAGUUUUAGUAGAAAAAUUAUAUAUGGAUGCAGCUCACGUAUUACAAUAAUAAUUUUACAAUAAUUUUUUUACAAUAGGGUUACUGUAAUUACAAUAGAAAAAAAAAAAAAAAUUUUUUUUUUUAAAUGUAAAUUGUAAAGU